Molecule: messenger RNA, 723 nt
Organism: Aspergillus alliaceus
Lineage: Eukaryota; Fungi; Ascomycota; Eurotiomycetes; Eurotiales; Aspergillaceae
Product: cytochrome P450
Exons: 2
Coding region: 138-521 (127 amino acids)
Molecular function (GO): monooxygenase activity; oxidoreductase activity, acting on paired donors, with incorporation or reduction of molecular oxygen; iron ion binding
Source: RefSeq, a predicted model, not a curated record
GCCAAGGCAACUGACUUUUUUGUCAAUCUACCAGCCCGAAGUGUAGAGGUCAUGUCUCUAUCUGCAGCGAAACGGUCUAGUUUAUUUUUAUACCUCUCUCUAAUGCCACCACUUCUAGCGAAACCACGGCAACGACAAUGGCUACCGUCCUUUAUUACCUUUCCAAGCACCAAUGCGUCCUCACGAAUCUGCAAUCCUAUCUUGAUCAAGCCCUCCCCAGCAACAGCCACGACUGGGCCUACGAGAAUAUGAGCGCCAUCACCUACAUUGAUGAUAUCAUCAAUGAAACACCCCGGCUACGACUCGCACUCAUGACAGGUCGAUACUGCGUGGCCCCUGCCCAGGGAAUCCAGGUCGACGAAGUCCAUAUACCUAGUAACGUAAAUGUAUUUAUUCCAGUACAGGUGAUACAUACGGAUGAGCGGUAUUAUCUGGAGGCGGAGUUGUUUUUCCCCGAGCGUGGGGGCGAACGGAAUGACGGGAUGGGAGCAGGGCAGGCAUCAGCCUUUAUCGAUGGAUAGUUAUACUAGGUCUCUACAGCUGUGCUGGUAAGAAUCUGGCGACGAUGACUUUGCGCAUCGCCAUUUCUAUUAUUGCGCAGCAGUAUAAUAUCUCCUUCGCGCCGGGUGAGACUGGAGAGGCGUUUGAGCAGGGUGCAUUGGAUACUUUCACAACGACUUUUUCCGCCUCUGCAGGUACAAUUUCAGCAUCGGUAGAUUGUCA